AUGCUGGAAAAUAACUCAAAUAUCAACCCGAAUUCAUUGAGAAUGGACAAAGAGCUGACACAAAUGGCUCGCAACAUUGCAAGACGGAUCCAGCAGCGAAUCGGUGAAGUAGAGAAGAAAGCAAGCGAUUUGGAUUCGUUUUCAAGGGAAGUGUCCCUCAGAGUGGGUAGUGUGGGCUCCAAAAUGGCAAAUCUUAAACACCACAAGGUGGUAAAGCAGGUGGUGUCUACUCAAAAUAUCCAAAACACGGAUGAUAUGGCUGGGAAUAUGGAGAAAACGGAAAUUUACACACCGCAGUUUUUGGAAGCACUGAAAAACGCUAUAAUCAACGCGGGAAAAAAUAUCAACUCUAUGGAUAAUCCAGCUGUAUUUGACACGGGUCAUAUUGGAGGUCUCAUGGAACAGAACGGCUACACAAACGGUCAUCAUGUCAACAGUAACGGAAACAACGGGUAUCAUCAUGCGGAGAGUUCGGACGGCUCCGAAGAGCUGAAUGAUGAUGAAUAUGAAAGUGAUGAGCACCAAGAGAUUCAUGCGGCUCAGAAUGGAUAUCUAGACGAGAGACCACCGUUCAUUGAAACCAGACCGAAUCCAAUUGGAGAGAUUGAUGAGAGACAGUCAAAUAGACCUUCUUCUAUUGUCGACGCUAGCUCGGAGAGCACACUUGACUCAACACCCGAGAAACCUGCUGAGCAACAACCAGAGCCAAGCAACCACGCCUCUCAAAAUCCUCUCGAUCCCAUUGAGAGUGCGGAAUCUUCCCAGUCAGCAAACCCUACACAACCAUUACACGUGUCUAUGAGACCUGCCGCAAUGGCGUCUGUUAUUGGCGAGAUGAGAGAAAAAGUGGCGGCAAGACCCAAAUUUUUCGACUCCGACUCGGAUUCUGAUACUGAACCGCUCCAAAAACCAUCCACGUCUCAGAAACCAGUGGUAGUCCCAAAGCCGGCAGUUGCAAUGGAAACAAAGCCUGCAUCCUCAUCAAGCAGUUCACAACAGGGUUCAUCGACUGUAAAAGUUCCAACGUCGUCAGAGCAACCAACAACCGUUCCUCGACCCGUGCCACCACAGACCGCACCACAGAGGAAGGUUCCGUUGUUUGACACCAAGCCAAUGAUCUCUUCAAACAUCUUUGAUUCGGACUCAGAAACAGACACCGAGUAUUCAAAACCUCCUCCGAUGAAACAGGAAGUGCCAAAGGCUGUUCCGUCAAAACCGGUUGCUCAGAUUAAGAAACCUGCGGAGCCUACUGUACCCAAGAGAACUGCAAAAGUGUCUUCCACAACCAAACCAAUGGUCGGCAAAUCGCUAUUCAGCUCUGAUUCGGAUUCCGACGAUGAUUUCCUCAAAUCGUUCACAAAGCCAGCUGAGAAACCGAAACCUGUUGCAAAGCCAGUGACAAAAGCAGAAGCAACUGCACCUGCCAUACCUCAAACAAACGUCACUGAGAAGACCAUACCAGUUGCUCCAAAAGCGGUGGAUACGCCUGUUACAAAACCGAUUGUGCCACCAGUCACCCGGAAAGUUGAAAUCAAAAAACCGGUCACACAAUCACUAUUUGACGACAGUGAUUCAGACUCGGAUCUGUUUUCUACCGCAAGUAAACCCAAACUGUCGAUGCCACCAAAAGUUACUACCGCGCCUCCAAAAAUGGAACCUUCCUCAUCUGAUUUAUCUGAGCAAACAGAGUCAUCCCGCUCAAAAAAGGAGCCAACUAGUGAAAAAAUGUCUGCGAAAAUCUCGUUGAUCGCCGAUUUGCAAAAAUCCUUCCGUCUACCGGGUACCCCUCUACCUAUGCCUGUCAAAAAUACAUCGGAUACUGAUGAAAAAGAAGAAACUCCCACUGAAGAAGAAUUGGGAGUUAGUAGCAUGCUCAAGAGUCGCUGCCGUGGCCCACCAAAUCGUCGUCCACCAACUAGAAGCAACGUGUCAAAAUGA
This is a messenger RNA of Caenorhabditis remanei, 1938 nucleotides long. RefSeq lists its product as uncharacterized. The record is from RefSeq and is a predicted model, not a curated record. Bases 1 to 1938 code for a protein of 645 amino acids. NCBI's taxonomy places the organism in Eukaryota, Metazoa, Nematoda, Chromadorea, Rhabditida, Rhabditidae. The transcript is spliced from 10 exons.